GCGACGGGGGCCGUUUUUAUUUGGUUGGAGCAGUCCGCAGCUGGCAACCGGGUGCAGUGCGUCGCUGAAAUCUAUUGUGUUCGGUUUUGUUGACUUUUGCAGAUUUUUUUGCCAAGAUGGCCGCCACAGACGUAAGGGGACAGGUGUUGUCAGGGACGCAGAUCGCAAAGGAAAUGCGUGAGCAAUUGGCCAUAGACGUAGAAAAGAUGAAGAAACUGCUUCCUGGUUUCCGUCCUGGUUUGGCCAUUGUCCAGGUAGGCGGCCGCGAAGAUUCCAACGUCUACAUCCGCAUGAAGAUCAAAGCCGCGAGCGAGAUCGGCAUUGAAGCCCAACACGUUCAAUUACCAAAUACCACAACCGAGACGGAACUCCUCAGCAAACUGAAGAAACUCAAUGAAGAUCCCAAUGUUCACGGAAUCAUUGUUCAAAUGCCCCUUGAUUCGGUCAACAAAAUCGAUUCCCAUUUGAUUACUGAUACUGUGUCCCCGGAUAAGGAUGUUGACGGUUUGAACACAAUCAAUGAAGGACGCGUUGCUGUUGGUGACAUGGGUGGUUUCCUGCCCUGCACCCCUAAUGGCUGCAUCGAGUUGGCGAAGCGUUCCGGAAUUCCGCUUUCCGGUGCCGAGGCAGUUGUUUUAGGUCGCAGUAAAAUCGUAGGCACGCCUGCUUCCGAGCUGUUGAAGUGGAACCAUGCUACUGUUACUGUCUGUCACAGCAGGACGAAGGAUAUUGCUGCCAAGUGUCGCAAAGCGGACAUUUUGGUAGUCGCCAUUGGUCAACCGGAGUUUGUCAAGGGUGAUUGGGUUAAACCAGGCGCAGUCGUCAUUGAUUGUGGCAUUAAUGCUAUUCCAGAUGCUACUAAAAAAUCCGGACAAAGGCUGGUUGGUGAUGUGGCUUAUGCCGAGGCAGCGAAAAAUGCUUCUUAUAUCACUCCAGUCCCGGGUGGUGUUGGUCCCAUGACAGUCGCCAUGUUAAUGAAGAAUACUGUACUAUCCGCUGAACGCGCUUGCAAAAAACUUGUGGAAAACAAGUGGAAUGUUCGUCUUUUAGAUUUGAAGCUACAAAGACCAGUUCCUAGUGAUAUUGCAAUCGCCAGAAGUCAAGAACCAAAGGACAUCAGUCAAUUGGCUGAGGAAAUUGGUAUCUACAAGAGCGAAUUGUCGCAGUAUGGCAAUAAGAAAGCUAAGGUUUCAUUAAGCAUCAUCGAUCGAUUGAAAAAUGUCAAACCGGGGAAGUACAUUGUUGUCGCAGGUAUCACUCCUACACCUCUCGGUGAAGGCAAAUCCACAACAUCUUUAGGUCUUACUCAAGCUCUCUGCGCGCACAAACAUAAAAACACAUUUGUCUGCCUCCGUCAACCCUCGCAAGGACCCACUUUUGGUAUCAAAGGUGGCGCUGCAGGCGGUGGCUAUUCCCAAGUCAUCCCUAUGGACGAUUUCAACCUUCAUCUCACCGGAGACAUCCACGCUGUCUCCGCUGCGAAUAAUUUACUCGCCGCACAAAUGGACGCACGUAUCUUCCAUGAAGCCACACAAACUGAUGAAGCUCUCUACAACCGCCUGGUACCCAAGAUAAAAGGUGUCCGUAAAUUCUCAAACAUUCAAAUUCGUCGUCUCGAGCGUCUGGGUAUCACUAAACGUGAUCCCGAUAGUCUAACACCUGAAGAAUUCGGGAAAUUCUCACGUUUAAACAUUGAUACUAAUCAAAUCGUCUGGAAACGUGUUAUUGACUUGAAUGACAGGUACCUGAGACAAGUCACGAUUGGUCAAAGCCCCACAGAGAAGGGAAUAUCCAGAGAAACAUCUUUUGCUAUUUCUGUAGCCUCAGAAAUCAUGGCAAUCUUAGCAUUGGCUAAAGAUAUCAGUGAUUUUAAAGAACGUUUGGCGAAUAUGGUUGUUGCUUUUGAUAAAGCAGGUAAACCUGUGUUAGCUGAUGAUUUGGGUGUCACUGGUGCGUUGAUGGUGUUGUUAAAGGACACUGUUGAACCCACUUUGAUGCAGACCUUGGAAGGUACUCCUGUUUUGGUCCACGCUGGACCUUUUGCUAAUAUCGCGCAUGGAUGUUUAAUCAACAAUUCGUUAGUAAGUAGCUAUCUCUUUUAG
This is a messenger RNA of Dalotia coriaria, 2102 nucleotides long. RefSeq names its product pug C-1-tetrahydrofolate synthase, cytoplasmic (gene pug). Bases 117 to 2102 code for a protein of 661 amino acids. The record is from RefSeq and is a predicted model, not a curated record. Gene Ontology annotation, biological process: tetrahydrofolate interconversion. Gene Ontology annotation, molecular function: ATP binding; methenyltetrahydrofolate cyclohydrolase activity; formate-tetrahydrofolate ligase activity. NCBI's taxonomy places the organism in Eukaryota, Metazoa, Arthropoda, Insecta, Coleoptera, Staphylinidae. Gene Ontology annotation, cellular component: cytosol. The transcript is spliced from 7 exons.